Molecule: messenger RNA, 1668 nt
Organism: Hydractinia symbiolongicarpus
Lineage: Eukaryota; Metazoa; Cnidaria; Hydrozoa; Anthoathecata; Hydractiniidae
Exons: 6
Coding region: 280-909 (209 amino acids)
Biological process (GO): small GTPase-mediated signal transduction
Molecular function (GO): GTPase activity; GTP binding
Source: RefSeq, a predicted model, not a curated record
AUCUGCUGCUGUUGUAAGAAUUUUUGAAACGAAAACCCGAAAAAAAGAAAGAUAUAAAAAAAGUUGAAUAUUGAAUAAAAAAGACAAACAAAAGUGUGUUGUAGAAAAGAAAAGUUGAUCAUGAUCUUAUGUUUGCAAUUGCGCUGCACGAAGCUGAAUAAUUAAGCAAAAAAAAUCUAAUUUCUGAUUUGUUGUUGAUCGUGACGUCACAACUUUGAUUACCAAUCACAAAUUGAUCACACAUUAUAAAAGCCAGCUUUCAAAUUGAUUUCAUUAGUCAUGAGAGAAGAAAUAGUAGAGAGUAAACCUCAUAAAAUUGUUUUGUUGGGCGAUUCAAAGUGUGGAAAAUCGUCCUUACUCAGAAGACACACAAGGAGAACCUUUUCCGAGGAUUACGUGCCAACUGUGUUUGAUUCAGGAUCAGCGGAAAUCGUUUCUGACCAAAACAAUGACAUCAAGUUAAACAUAUGGGACACUUCAGGUUCUUCAGAGUUUGACCACAUCCGUCCAUUAUCUUUCACCGAAGUUGCAGCGUUCGUUAUUUGCUUUGAUAUUGACAAGCCACUCAGUUUAGAGAAUGUGCAGAAAAAGUGGCUUCCAGAGGUGAGAAGCUGUAAUGGAGAUAAACCUGUCAUACUGGUUGGUUGCAAGUUAGAUUUGAAAGUGGAAACAAAAAUCACUCAUGGAAAAUAUUCAAUCGCCUGUCCACAGGGAAUGCUUGUAGCUAAAUCGAUAGGAGCUCACGCGUACAUCGAGUGCUCUUGCAAAACAGACGAAAACAAUGUCAAAGUUGAUAAAAUAUUUCGUGUUGCUGCUUUGUUAGCGACUGGUCAAGCGAGCAAAAUACCGAAAGAUGUUCGCAUAAGAGAAGCUAAUGGAAAGCCCAAUCCAAAGUGUUCUAUAAUGUGAAAGUAUGACAAGAGAAUUGGAUAUAUUUCUUUCAAAAAGAAUGUACUACUGUGGUUGCCAACAUCGUGGCGCAGCGAUAUCGUAUUUGCUACACUUGCUGCUACAAAAGGCGCGAAAGUAAUGUGAUUUGGAACCACACGCAAAGAUGUUGUGAUAAAAUAAUUUUUGCUGCUUAUAAAGAAACAAAAAAAAGAGAGCUCCGUCCCUGAUGCUUCAAUAGGCUGGGUGAAAAAUUGUGCAUGUGAUUAUAGUUCCGAAGAAUCGCUGUUUAUCUGCCAAAAAACAAAAAACACCCAGGCUUUAUUUAAUAUAUUUGAAAAAAAGAAAAAGUUUUUGUAAAUAUGUAUAUUAUAUUAGAUAAGUUAAUUGACAUAUUUUUUUGCCAUGUCUUGAAGGGCAUUGAAAUAUCCUACCCUAACUAUACUAAAUCUGCGCAAAAGUUACUGCGCAUAGAUUUUGUGAAUUCAAACUUAGGGUAUCAGCGCAAGCUAGACAAGAAAAUCUUUCUGUUUUAUCACUUCUCAGAUAAUUACUUUUCUUGUGCGAGUAUUUAUUUUUGUCAUUUGACACGUACUAUUAAAAAGUAGGCGAAACAUAUGACAUCAAGGUAUAAACAGUUGUAUAUUUCUGUGUGUACAUUUCGUAGUAGAAUAUAUAUUUUGUAUCAAAACAAUAUAAAUGUAAAAAGAUAUUCUUCUGUUCUAUGUGACAAGACUUUCUUUUAUUUGUUUUUAGAAAUAUGCAAAAGGCUGGUGACAA